This is a messenger RNA of Oryzias latipes (Japanese medaka), 1433 nucleotides long. RefSeq names its product PTTG1 interacting protein b (gene pttg1ipb). Gene Ontology annotation, cellular component: cytoplasm; nucleus. Gene Ontology annotation, biological process: protein import into nucleus. NCBI's taxonomy places the organism in Eukaryota, Metazoa, Chordata, Actinopteri, Beloniformes, Adrianichthyidae. The record is from RefSeq and is a predicted model, not a curated record.
CUCCUGGUAAAGCGGAGAUCCAGCCUUCAUUGGUCUCUCCUCGUGGACGUUUUCUUCAAGCAGUUGUGCGUGAUAACUCGCUCCGCUAUGUCCAGACUCCACACAUUCUCUGUUUUGGCCAUUAUUCUUUUAUCCCAUGUCGUCGUCCACACGGCGGAGGAGCAGACCCCGACUCCUUCUCCCGCUCCGGUUCCUUGUAGCCUGAAAUCCAACACCAGCUGUGAGGAAUGUCUACACAAUGUGGCAUGUUUGUGGUGCAUCCCUACCAAUGCAUGCAUCGAGUACCCGGUGAAGAACAUCUUGCCCCCCAGCAGUGUUUGCCAGCUGAAUGAUGCUCGAUGGGGGAAGUGCUGGCUCAACUUCCAGGUUCUGAUCAUCACAGUGUCUGUGUUCGCUGGUGUCAUCAUCAUUGCUGUUAUUGUUUGCUGCUGCUGUUGCUGCAAGUGUGAUAGAAUCGGGAACAGGAGAGAAGAUGCACGAGUGGAGAAACAGAACCGAGCAAGGAAGGAAAACAAGAAAGCCAGGAGAUCAGACAUGCAGAUGAGACAUGAUGAAAUCAGAAAGAAAUACGUCAUGAAACAUAAAGAAAAGGGAAAGCCGUGGAUGUGAUAGACAAGAUAAAGGGAAUAAAAUCUGAUCAGGCCUGGCCAAGAAUAAUCCAUAUUCUCGUAUGAACGAAGACUAAGAAGAAUCUGAGUGAGGAUUUGCCAAGUUGAUCUUACUUCAAACAAAAGACUAAAAGUAUAUCUUAAAACGCACUGAAAUGAUCUGGACUGAUUUUCAGAUUGAAAGAGACAUGUUUCUUUUCUUAUAGUGAAUGCAGCCAUUAUUUGGGGAGGUCGUAAACAUUUUCUAAGGCUUUAGUAUAAAAGAUGCUUUUUUUUUCAACUAAUUUGGCCUUUCUCUCUUGAUAUCUAAGUCUAAGCAGAUCAUUAGUUUUGACAAGCAGUCUUUCCUGUAGUAUUUUGCACAAAUAGUAGUAACAUGGAAGAUUUUCUUUAAUCACUUUUCAUAAAUUAAAAUUUCUUUUGUAAAUGUCUGUCCAAAGUAAAAAAAAAUUUCUUUACAUGAUUUACAAAACAGAUUUCACAUUUUCAAUAAGUUUAUUAAAUGUAGGUUUUACAAUAUAUAACUUUUAGAAAAUAAAUUUUCAGUUUGAAUCUUUGUAAAACAAUUUCAAUGGGAAAAAAAAGAAAUGAAUAAAAAUAUUCCAGUGUGAUUUGAAAAACAUAUAUUUGUUUGUCUUUUAUGAUCUAUGGAAGGCUGGGUAGCAACAAGGUUUAUAGUUAUUACAUGAAAUACUGAUUUAAAGUCUUAAUUCUUGUUUUUGAAGAUAGAUUUCCAGGGCCACCAGAUUAAAUUUAUGGAUGGGUUUGCUAAGGGGCACUAUAACCUUUCAGUGUCUUUAUAGUGUCGUGGAUAAAAAAAAAAAA